Eucalyptus grandis is the source of this 339-nucleotide messenger RNA. Its product is annotated as DNA repair protein RAD5A-like. The record is from RefSeq and is a predicted model, not a curated record. The transcript has 4 exons. The annotation marks the transcript as partial. Lineage: Eukaryota; Viridiplantae; Streptophyta; Magnoliopsida; Myrtales; Myrtaceae.
GAGAACCUCAAGUCUUCAGGCUCAAAGAGCAUUGUCUUCAGCCAAUGGACUGCCUUUUUGGACCUUUUGCAGAUUCCUCUUUCUCGAAAUAAGAUUCCAUUUGUUCGUCUGGAUGGGUCUCUCAGUCAGCAACAGCGUGAAAAUGUGAUUAAACGGUUUUCAGAAGACAAUGAUAUUCUGGUCUUACUGAUGUCACUGAAGGCUGGUGGGGUGGGAGUGAAUUUGAUAGCUGCUUCCAAUGCUUUUUGUCAUGCUUUUGUUGCUGAUGAUAACUUCAAGAGUAUGGUGGAAAGAUGCUUUUGGGAAAUAUUUAGGAUCAAAAUUGCCUUGUUUGGAUAA